This is a messenger RNA of Mucor velutinosus, 1680 nucleotides long. RefSeq lists its product as uncharacterized. The transcript is spliced from 7 exons. NCBI's taxonomy places the organism in Eukaryota, Fungi, Mucoromycota, Mucoromycetes, Mucorales, Mucoraceae. Gene Ontology annotation, cellular component: membrane. Gene Ontology annotation, biological process: transmembrane transport. Gene Ontology annotation, molecular function: transmembrane transporter activity. The record is from RefSeq and is a predicted model, not a curated record. The coding region runs from base 1 to 1680 and encodes 559 amino acids.
AUGACCUGGACUAUUAGAGUACCCGAUCGCGCAUUGAUAUUCGGUCGAGAGAGAACAGACGAAAGGCAAAAGAAGCGAGACCAAGCUGUAAUUGAUGAUGAAAUGUUACUUGCCAAGCUUGGGUACAAGCAAAGUCUUAGUCGCCAGCUGUCGACAUUUUCAAAUUUUGCAAUUUCUUUUGGAUGCUGCUCUGUCUUGAGUGGAUUACUGCCGAUGUGGGGCACAACACUGCUCACAGGCGGUACUUCUGCCUCUAUUUGGGGCUAUUUGACCGUAGCAGUUCUCACAUUAUCCAUUGGGUUCAGCCUCGCAGAAAUUUGCAGCGCAUUUCCAACGACAGGAGGUCUGUACUUUUGGACGGCACAAUUGUCGGAUUCAGAGUGGGUCCCUUUCAUGUGCUGGAUAGUUGGCUAUUUCAACUGGCUUAGUCUAGCAGUUGCUAUUUGCGCAGGUGAUCUAGGUAUGGCAGGAUUUCUGACAUCUGCCAUUUCUGUUACACACCCAGACUUUGUCACGACACCAGCAAUAGACUACGGCGUAUUUAUCGCUAUUCUACUGAUACACGGUUGGAUGAAUACACUACCGAUUAAAUUUACGGGCGUCAUUAAUAAUGUGUCUGUAUGGUGGCAUGUAAUGGGGAUUCUGUUUAUUGUCGUGGUCGGUCUACUGCUGACACCCAAUAAACCAUCAGCCUCCUUUGCCUUGGGCCAGAUGUAUAAUGGAUCAGGAUUCAGCAGCGAGGGCUACGCUUGGUUGAUUGGAUUGCUCCAGGCUCAGUUUACUUUGAACGGCUAUGAUACCGCUGCCCAUGUGAGCGAAGAAACACGAUCUGCUCAGAAGGGAUCUCCCAUGGGUAUUGUUAUGGCAAUUGGCACAUCAGCCGUGGCUGGUACUGUUCUCAUGAUUGCCUGUGCAUUUAUGAUACAAGACUUUGAUAGGCAGAUUGUACACUCAACCAACAAUAUGGCUAUCACUCAAGUCUUUCUUGAUGGCACAGGCGUAGGCUGGACAAUGUGGUUCCUAGUGAUUAUCCUCGUAGCCAUGUAUUUUGCUGGUGCUGCUGUUAUUGUAGGCUCCUCUCGACAAACCUACGCUUUUGCUCGCGAUGGAGCAAUGCCAUUCUCGAAUUGGCUCGCUAAACUGACAAAGUCUAAAGUGCCUGCCAAUGCGGUCUGGUUCAACAUCAUCUUUUCUGCCAUUCUGGGCAUCCCAUAUCUUUUCAGCGAAGUUGCGUUCGAAACCAUUGUAUCCAUAAAUACAAUUGCAGCAAGUAUCUCAUAUUUUAUACCCAUUUGGCUGCGAAUUACAAUGGCAAGAAAGCGUUUUCAGAAAGGACCCUUUCAUCUAGGCGCGUUCUCCGUGCCAUGUGGUAUCAUCGCUUGUGCUUGGAUAUCCUUCACCUCUGCUCUAUUUAUCUUACCCACUCAAUGGCCUGUUACCCCUUCCAAUAUGAAUUUCGCCGUCAUUCCAUUUGCAUUCGUGAUUGGUUUAGCUUCUUUAGUGUACGCUGUUUCAGGUCGAAAGUGGUUUACGGGUCCUGUGCGUAACAUUGAUACUGUCAUUAUCAGAGAAGAAGACGGACAGGUGAUACAAGAGACUCGUCGAGUGGUUUUACUCUCUGAAGACGAUGACCAAGAUAGCUGUUGGAUGCAAGAUGGCAUUCCUGUAAAGAAAAACUAG